CGCGCGGGUAACGCGUGGAUCGUAACCUACCGUCUUCGUCCGUCUUCGUCCGUCUUCGUCCGCGUUCGUCCGCGUUCGUCCAGUCAACAAACGGAAUAUCGAUUCUGAACGUGAACUUUUGUUACCGAUAAAUAUGAAAGAACCGGAAACAAAGGACAAGUCGAAAUUGGUGGCGGCUUUCCUUCAAAGGAGAGGCUUAGUGAAGCAGCAUAUUGAUUCGUAUAAUUAUUUUAUUAACAAAGAAAUAAAAAAAAUCGUGAAAGCGAACGAAAAAAUUGUGAGCGAUGAAGAUCCGCACUUUUAUGUCAAAUACUUGAAUAUAAAAGUCGGCACGCCUGAUAUCGAGGAUAGUUUGAACGCGAUACGAUCAAGUACACCACACGAAUGCCGUCUAAGAGAUUUAAACUAUUCCGCUCCCAUCACGGUAGAUAUCGAAUACAUAAGGAGUAAUCAGAGAAUAAUAAGAAAAAAUUUAUUAAUUGGAAGGAUGCCAAUAAUGCUGCGCAGCUCAAACUGCGUAUUAACUAACAAAUCUCACGUCGAAUUGGCCAAGUUAAACGAAUGUCCGUACGAUUGUGGCGGUUACUUCAUCAUAAACGGCCAAGAGAAAGUAAUUCUGAUACAGGAACAAAUGAUCAGAAAUCGAAUAAUUUUGGAGGAAGAUAGCAAUAAAAAUAUAGUCGCAUUUUGUAACAGCUUUACUCACGACAAAAAGACUAAGACAAACGUCGUAGGUAAAGGGGGGAAAUAUUAUCUGCGUCAUAACAUGUUCCAGGAUGAUAUACUUAUAACGAUAGUUUUCAAAGCUAUGGGAAUAGCGAGCGAUCUAGAAAUCAUGCAGAUGGUCGGUACCGAUGGGGAAUGUCUAAACAAAUUUGUGCGCAGCGUAGAGGAAUGUCAAAUGCUGGGUAUUUUGACGCAGAAUCAGGCACUGAAACACUUGAACAGUAAACGGAAACAAACGAGAUUUCACGCUACAAAAUCAGUGAUUGACGAUACGCAAGACAUAUUAGCGACUAAUGUAUUGUCUCACGUACCAGUUGUCGAUUUCAACUUUACGAUAAAGGCGUUGUAUCUCGCGUUAAUGAUCAAGAGAGUGAUAAACGCGCAAUCUGAUCGGACUCUGAUCGAUGACAAGGAUUAUUACGGUAACAAACGCUUGGAGCUUGCUGGCUCUCUUCUCGCUCUCAUGUUCGAAGACUUAUUCAAGAGGUUCAAUUGGGAGCUAAAGCAGAUCGCGGAUAAAAAUAUUCCGAAAAUCAAAGCGGGCCCGUUCGACAUAGUCAGGCACAUGAGGCACAAUUUAAUAACCAACGGAUUGGCUUUUGCCAUAUCAUCUGGCAAUUGGACGAUCAAGCGAUUCAAGAUGGAGAGGCACGGGGUAACGCAGGUCCUGUCGCGACUCUCGUACAUCUCCGCACUCGGCAUGAUGACGCGGGUGCAUUCUCAGUUUGAAAAAACGAGAAAAGUUUCGGGCCCGCGAUCGUUACACGGUUCGCAAUGGGGAAUGUUGUGUCCGAACGAUACGCCCGAAGGAGAGGCUUGUGGCUUGGUGAAGAACCUAGCCCUGAUGGCACACAUUACGACGGAAGUGCCGGAAGAACCGAUAGUACGAUUGUUGCUAAAUCUCGGCGCGGAAGAUGUCAACGCUCUUGCCGGGGAGGAACUAUCGGAUAAAAAGGCGCACAUAGUAUUCGUGAACGGCACCCUCGUAGGAAUUAUUCAGGAUCACGAACGGUUGAUGCAUCACUUUAAAUUGUUACGCCGAAAGGGAUACAUCAACCGUUUCGUGUCGAUAUGUUUGCAACAACGACAGAAGUGCAUUCAAAUCAGUUCGGACGGUGGGCGAUUAUGCAGGCCGUGUAUCAUCGUAAAGAACGGAGAAUCUCUCGUUAAACCGUAUCACAUAAAGAAUCUUAAGGAUAACGUCAUGACCUUUGAGGAUUUUGUUCACGACGGACUGAUCGAGUAUUUGGACGUAAACGAAGAGAACAAUAGUCUAAUCGCGUGCGAGGAAUCGGAUGUUAUUCCCGAUACGACGCAUCUAGAGGUCGAAACGUUUGCGAUAUUAGGAAUAUGCGCCGGUGUAAUACCAUAUCCGCAUCACAAUCAGAGUCCAAGAAACACGUAUCAGUGCGCGAUGGGUAAACAAGCUAUCGGAGUAAUAGGAUACAACCAACAGAAUCGCAUCGAUACGCUCAUGUACAACAUGGUAUAUCCUCAAACGCCGAUAGUAAGAACGCGACCGAUCCAGUUGGUGAAUUAUGACAAGUUGCCGGCCGGAGAGAACGCGAUCGUCGCCGUAAUGUCCUUUACCGGACACGACAUCGAAGACGCAUUAGUCUUGAACAAAGCGUCCGUUGACAGGGGAUUCGGCAGAUGUCUCGUCUACCGUAGUACGAAAUGUACUCUGAAAAAAUACGCUAAUCAGACAUUCGAUAAGAUCAACGGACCUAUACUAGAAGUCGGUACUAAAAAGCCCAUAUGGAAACACGAUAUCCUCGAUAGCGACGGUAUUGCAACUCCUGGUGAAAUGUUGGAGAAUAAGAAGGUAAUGAUAAAUAAAAUGGUGCCAGCGCCUUGCGAAACUGCCGGCCCGUUAACUUCCGUCAGUUCGGAACAAAUUGGACAUCGUAGCGCCGAGAUCCAAUACAAGGGCUUGGAUCCGGCGUACGUCGAUAAAGUCAUGAUUUCCACCAACGCAGAAAACGAGUUUUUAGCAAAACUCGUAACUAGACAAACACGAAGACCCGAGGUGGGUGACAAGUUUAGCAGUCGUCAUGGACAGAAGGGUGUUGUAGGUAUAAUCGUGGAGCAAGAAGAUAUGCCGUUCAACGAUAAUGGUAUAUGUCCUGACAUAAUUAUGAAUCCACAUGGUUUUCCUUCCAGGAUGACGGUUGGAAAAUUAAUAGAGUUACUUGCUGGCAAAGCAGGUGUCGUGACUGGAAAAUUUCAGGAUGCUACGGGUAUAUUUUAUACGAGGACUCAUUCACAGAUCUUGAAUCUUCCUUUAAUCGUUCCACCAUUUUUACCUACAGCAUUUGGCGGCGCUAAAUUGGAAGACCUCUGCGAAGAAUUAGAGAGUCAUGGUUACAGUCGUUUAGGUAAAGAUUUCUUUUACAACGGUGCGAAUGGAGAACCGUUGGAAGGAUACAUCUACUCUGGACCAGUUUAUUACCAAAGGUUAAAACACAUGGUGCAAGACAAACUGCACGCUCGUGCUAGAGGUCCUAGGGUAGUUCUAACUCGUCAGCCAACGGAAGGACGUUCCAAGGAAGGUGGUUUACGUCUGGGUGAAAUGGAACGCGAUUGCUUGAUCGGCUACGGGGCCAGCAUGUUGUUAGUAGAGAGGCUCAUGAUAUCAAGCGACGCUUGCAAGGUUGAUAUUUGCAACAAGUGCGGUUUGAUAGGAUAUAACGGUUGGUGCCAGAGAUGCAGGUCCAGUUCCGCUGUCUCUACCGUUACGAUGCCUUACGCCUGUAAAUUACUUUUCCAAGAGCUACAAGCGAUGAACAUAGUACCUCGUUUAACGUUAAAGGACUAUUGCAGUUGAGUUCUUUUAACCUCUUUCCUUCCGAGUAUAUUUGAAUAGUCUUCAUUUGACAUUGAAUAAAUCACAACUUUUUGAAA
This is a messenger RNA of Ooceraea biroi (clonal raider ant), 3630 nucleotides long. It is a transcript of the gene RpIII128, whose product is annotated as RNA polymerase III subunit RpIII128. Gene Ontology annotation, biological process: DNA-templated transcription. Gene Ontology annotation, molecular function: DNA binding; DNA-directed RNA polymerase activity; ribonucleoside binding. The record is from RefSeq and is a predicted model, not a curated record. Lineage: Eukaryota; Metazoa; Arthropoda; Insecta; Hymenoptera; Formicidae.